AUGGGAGAAGAAGGAGAAGUACAAGCACUUGUCGUUGAUAACGGAUCUGGUAUGUGCAAGGCCGGUUUUGCUGGUGAUGACGCACCACGAGCUGUCUUCCCAUCAAUUGUUGGCAGACCAAAACAAGUCUCAGUCAUGGCUGGUAUGGGCAACAAGGACACCUAUGUCGGAGAUGAAGCCCAAUCAAAGAGAGGUAUCUUGACCCUCAAGUACCCAAUUGAGCACGGUAUCGUCAACAACUGGGACGAUAUGGAGAAGAUCUGGCACCACACUUUCUACAACGAGCUCAGAAUUGCCCCAGAAGAGCACCCAGUCCUCUUGACUGAAGCCCCAAUGAACCCAAAGGCUAACAGAGAAAAGAUGACACAAAUCAUGUUCGAGACUUUCAACGUCCCAGCCAUGUACGUUGGAAUUCAGGCUGUCCUUUCAUUGUAUGCCUCUGGUAGAACCACUGGUAUUGUUAUGGAUUCUGGUGACGGUGUCUCUCACUGCGUCCCAAUCUAUGAAGGGUUCUCACUCCCACACGCCAUCCUCAGAAUUGAUCUUGCUGGUCGUGAUCUCACUGACUACCUCAUGAAGAUCUUGACUGAGAGAGGAUAUGCUUUCACCACAACUGCUGAAAGAGAAAUUGUCAGAGACAUCAAGGAGAAGCUCUGCUACGUUGCUCUUGACUUCAACGAAGAAAUGCAAAAGGCUGCUUCAUCAUCAGAACUCGAGAAAUCAUACGAACUUCCAGAUGGUCAAGUCAUUACCAUCGGAAACGAGAGAUUCAGAUGCCCAGAAGCUCUCUUCCAGCCAUCAUUCCUUGGUAUGGAAGCCUCAGGUAUCCACGAGACCACUUACAACUCAAUCAUGAAGUGUGAUGUCGAUAUCAGAAAGGACUUGUACGGAAACAUCGUCUG
Messenger RNA from Entamoeba invadens IP1, 902 nucleotides. RefSeq names its product actin, putative. The record is from RefSeq and is a predicted model, not a curated record. The annotation marks the transcript as partial. Lineage: Eukaryota; Evosea; Mastigamoebida; Endamoebidae. The transcript has a single exon.